UUCUACCCUACUCUUUCUCCUCCCACCUAAGACUCCUCUAAAUAGGAGCCCACCUUAUCCUUAUCCUUUUACUCCCACCUUAUCCUUAUCAGAAGUCGAGUAAAAAGAGUUUGGCAUUACCUUUCAAAGAGGAAUUUUUUGCUUUCUUUACUUGAAGUGGCAAUAGCGGCUAUUGUCCAAUAACACGAUCACACGCUCGGUUUUCUCUAUUGAAAUUGAAAUUAUGUACACAUUUAGAUUGUUUUCGAAAUUGUAUAGUGCUCUACUUAUGUCAGAUUUUACCUCAUAAGUGAUUCAUUCCAUGAAGUAUUAUGUGUCAUUUGAAAAUUAUUUUGUAAAUCAUAUUAAAAGUUUAUCUAUAUUUUAGUGCAGUUUUAAGAGUAUAUAUGUAUACAUAUAUGUAAAUAGAAUUAAGUGUGAUAUAUUAAUUUGUAUCGUCUAGUUGUAAAUUAUGGAUUUAUCUUUGCACGUAUUUAUUUCACUGUUGUAUAUUAUAAAGGACAUUGCUAAUGUAAAAUGUGAGCAAUGGAUUCCAAAUCCAGAAAUAGAUAGGCAUCUACAGUUAGGUCGAGAACUUCUAACUCAAGGAAUGUAUGAUGAUGCAUUAUCACAUUAUCAUGCAGCUGUAGAUGCUGAUCCAUACAAUUAUUUCACCUAUUAUUCUCGUGCUACCGUAUAUCUUGCUAUUGGAAAAAUAGCAUCUGCUCUGAAGGACCUUACAAAAGUCAUAGAUUUGAAACCAGACUUUUCUGCUGCUCGUCUUCAGAGAGGAAAUUUACUUUUAAAACAAGGCAAGUUAGAUGAGGCACAUAUUGAUUAUGAGAGUGUGCUCCGUGUGGAUCCAAUGAAUCCUGAUGCACAUCAUGGAUAUAAUAUGAUCGAUCCAAUAAAGAGAGAUGUGCAGUUGGCAUACGGAAUGGUAGCAGAUCGUAAUUUUCAUGAAGCCAUAGCUGUAUUAACUCGAUUGCUUCAGGAAGUUCCCUGGGAUGUUAAACUGAGAGAAAUGCGAUCUCAGUGUUAUGAAGCUGUUGGGGAUUUGAUAAGUGCUAUUAGUGACCUCCGAUCCAUAUUAAAAUCCCAAAUGGAUAACCAGUUGCGAUAUUUAAAAUUGAGUGAACUCUAUUAUGAAAUAGGGGAGACUGAAGAAUCUUUAAAUGCAAUUAGAGAAUGCUUGAGAUUUGAUCCUGAUCAUAAAGGAUGUUUUAAGCAUUACAAAUAUGUAAAAAAAAUAGCUGCUCAUUUAAAAGCAAUUCAAGAUUUUGUCAAUGAAGGCAACUAUGUGGACUGUGCAGCACGUGCUGAGAAAGCCAUUCCUCUUGAAACUAAAGUACCUUAUAUGAUGUAUCUGUUAAGAGCUAAGCUGUGCAUAUGUGAAAACAAAGCUGGCAGAACAAGUGAAGCAAUCAGUGCUUGUACUUCUGCUCUAAAAAUAAAACCUGAUGAUGUAGAUAUAUUAUGUGAAAGAGGAGAUGCUUAUCUUGCAGACGAAAAUUAUGCUGAUGCUAUUCACGAUUUUCAGAAGGCAACAAAUUUAAAUGAUCGUUCGCAAAGAGCUCAUGAUGGCUUACAUCGUGCACAAAAACUUGAAAAACAAUCAAAAAAGAGGAAUUAUUAUGCCAUUUUGGGUGUUAAAAGGUAAACAAGAUAGUGUUUUAAGUUCAGUAUGGUUUCUUCUCAGCACACAUUUCUGAAAGAAAAUACAGCAGAUAAAUUAAUUUUAAAUUGACAGUCCAGUUAAUUGUUUAUAAAUUUUUUAAUUUAAAAAAUGAGAAAUUAAAAUAUCUUUGCAUGAAAACAGAAUCUUUGUAAAAUACAUACAUGGUUCAGAUUAUGGAUUCGUGUAACAUUUUCCAACACAGAUUAGGAAAUAUGUCUCAAACUUGUGUAAUUCUUAAUAAUAUGGUACUUGGAAAUUGAAAAAUUGUUUAAAACUUUCUUGGAAGAGAGUGCGGACUGUUUAAUAAUUUUAAAUUGUAUUCUGUGAAUGUGUUUAAUAAUUCUGUAUUGUGUUUAAUAAUUUUAAAUUGUAUUCUUUUAAAUUGUAUUCUAGUACCACUGUGAAGUCACUUAUUAUUAUAUCAUUAUGUUGAUGUUGAUAAUCAUUUAUCACAAGUUGUUAUGCAUAUCUUAUGUAACAUCUCCAUAGUAAUUCUUCUUAGCUAACUAUCAGCUCUUUUCAGUGUAAUAUUUGUGCAUUUUGGCUGAUUUUGUUACUCGUAUACUUGGCUUGAUAUUAGAUACCUCUUCUAAUUUUUAUUUUAAUUCUUAUUCUUAAAUGACUAAUCAAAAUAUACAAAAAUAAAAUUCAAUAAACAUUGCCUUAUAAAAAAUCUUAAGAUUGCAUGCAAUCUUAAAGGCAUGCAAUUAAAAAUGUCAUCUAAGAUAGCAAAACAUUUUCUCCUUUAGAAUGCAUGCAAUGCCAUGCCAGCUCCAUUAAGUAAGAAGUUAAACAUGGAUAUAUAUUAUGUCUUUGGCAUUUAUUGCACUAUUUUAUAGUACCUGACAAGCACUCAACAGAUUGGGUAUGACACCUAGUGUGUAGAUUAAAAAAAAAUAUAUGAUGCUAAUGAUUUAUUGUGAAAUACUUCAAAAUUCUAAAUUGUUAAGUUCAUCACAGUGAAAAAAGAUAGCUAUAAUUAUAUGAAAAAUGCAGUAGAGGGAGUGGUGAUUAUAAUACAGUUCUUGUGAGGAAAUAAGCUACGUCAAACUAGGAAUACUUGGCACUGUAAAUAUAUGCCAAAAAAGGGGAGGUUAAAUGGUAAGGCUUUAACGGAAAAGAACCCUUAACAUAAGAUAAUCCAAGCAAGAGCUUUUAUGAAUUAUAUGCAGCUAGAGGCUAUGACUCACCUUGUGGAAAUAUUUUUUUGUCUGUGUUAAGGUUAAAAAAACUGUUAUUUUAUAGAUCAAUAAUCUUUUGUUUACAUUAAACUAUAAUUUUGUUACUAUUUUCAUAUGGUUUGUUGUGACUUGAAAGCCACAACCAUCAGUUUAACCACUAGGGUCCAAACCAUGCACACCAUGAAUUAAAGACAUUAGUCAUUAUUCAUAACUUCAUAUUUAAAAAAAAAAAAGUUCUCUUUUUUGGCUAUUCUGACAUAAAUAUACUUUCGUAUUUUUGUGUGCUGCAUGUUGGAGAAUGAAAGUUUUUUUUUUUUUUUUAAGAUAAAUCAGUUGCAAAUGCAAUAUGAAAGAUUAUACAAAAUUUUAUUUUAAUAGCUGUAAGUAACCAACUUAGCGAUUGACAAGCGAAUUAGUUUAAGGCAGUUAACUCAAAAAGUUAUAUGUUGUUGAUUAUUCUGAAUAGCAGUACUAGUUGCAUGGUGAGAUCUUGUGAAUAAUCUGUUUUGAGCAGUUUCUCUUUGAACUUACUUAAGGCAUAAAUGAGAUUAUGUAUUGUAUUUUUGUAAAUAAAAAUAACAUUUAUUUUAAAAUGAAUUUAAAAGUAGUUUAAUUAGUUUAUGUUUGUUGUUGCUUAUCUCAAGCCCAAGUAUUAGUUACAUCAAAAGGUCUUGAAUGAUUGUGAAAAGGUACAUUUGUAUGUCUCUGAUCAUAGGUCUUGAGAGUUGAUAAUAUGUAUUCGCUCAUCUUCAUUCCAUUUUUGAUUGGGCAUGCAGAUGUAAUCUGAUGAUAUUGUCUCUCUCUACCUCGUAUUACCAUUAUCUUUAACAGUGCUUUUGGGCCUACACAUUUUUAAUUAAUUGACUGCCAUGUUUGAGUAUGGAUUUCUGUGAACAAUAAAAAAUAUUUAAAAUGUAAUAAAGUGUUAAAAAUUUAUGCAAAAUUUGUCUAUUUGUUUAUUAGGAAACAUUCUGCUAAUUUAUUUUAUGUCUAUGAAUACCAUUAGGUUUAGAUUAAAAAAAAUCAACCUGACAGUACGUAAGGAAGGUGGAGUUUAUUACAUCAUACCACAUUACAUAAACUGAUCUUUACUUAAUAUGUUUCAUAAACAAUAAUCAUUUAACACAUGGACUGUAUUCCUUCACUUUUAUUUCAUUACACUAAUUAUAAAUAAGAUGUCAGCGAUGCGAAAUAAUUGAUACAAAAUAAGC
Stegodyphus dumicola is the source of this 4049-nucleotide messenger RNA. RefSeq names its product dnaJ homolog subfamily C member P58IPK (gene P58IPK). Gene Ontology annotation, cellular component: endoplasmic reticulum. The record is from RefSeq and is a predicted model, not a curated record. Gene Ontology annotation, molecular function: misfolded protein binding; protein-folding chaperone binding. Gene Ontology annotation, biological process: protein folding in endoplasmic reticulum. Lineage: Eukaryota; Metazoa; Arthropoda; Arachnida; Araneae; Eresidae.